AUGAGAGGAGCGGCAUCAAUCGAGUCCAACCCAUCGGGGAGCAUAACAGCAAAGUCAGCAGGGGCCCUCUCCACCCUCUCUGCCUCGCUCCCUCUGCUUCCUCUCCCUCUUCUCCAUUUUCUCUGCUCCCUCAGCUGCCCUGCUGCUACCAUCUCUGUCCCCGUGGUGCCAUGUGUGAACGAGGCAUGCUCUUCAUGUGUGACAGGAAGAGCAGAUCAUCGACCCAUGCUUCACAUCUCCCCUUUCUCCUCCGCUCCCUCGCCUCCCUCCUCGCCCUGCCCCCUCUGCUCCCUCUCCUCCCCGCCCUGCCCCCUCUGCGUCCUCUCCUCCUUUACCCUGCUCCCCACCACCCCCCCGCCCUGCUGCGACCAUCUCUGUCCCCGUGGUGCCGUGUGUGACGGGAAGGGCAGAUCAUCGACCCAUGCUUCCUAUCUCCACAGCCGCUCAUUCACCCCGUCUUUCCCAACAUCCACUCAUCCCUUUGCUCUGCUUCCUCUGCUCCCUGCACCCUCUGCCUCCUCUGAUCCCUCUGCUGCCCUCUCUGCUGCUUCCGCUCUCUCUGCUCCUUCACAUCUCCCUCCCCCCUUCUCCUCCCGUUCGCUUUUCUUGGAUUGCAGUUGGAUAGCAGGUGCUUCUCAAUCUAACCAACUACGGGGUGUUGCAGCUGUCUGGCAACCCUCCUCCAUCUCUUCUCCAGCAUCCCCAUAA
Closterium sp. NIES-65 is the source of this 708-nucleotide messenger RNA. The record is from the annotation of a GenBank genome assembly. Lineage: Eukaryota; Viridiplantae; Streptophyta; Zygnematophyceae; Desmidiales; Closteriaceae.